AUGGGCGGCGGAGCCGGAGGGGAGACGCGGGGAACGGGGGGAGGCGGCCGCGGCGGCGGCGGCGGCGGCGGAGGCGGGGGAGGUGAUGACGGGGACGCGCGGGGCGGUGGAAUGGGGGCGGAUUGUAUGGAUGGCGCGGACGGGGAGGGGGAAGGCGGGGAGGCCGACAUGAGCUGGGUGCGGUCCGUAUCCGGGCCUGAUUCGGACGAUACUGUGUGGGUGAAGAUUGCACUCGUUGGGGACCCGGAUUGUGGCAAGUCGAGCUUCAUGGUGCGUGCUGGGCUGUGCGUGCGUGCUGGUGGGUAUGGUAUGUGCGCAUGGCAUGUGGGCAUGUGUCAUCAACCACCCACAUGCGCAUCAACCACCCACGCGCAUUGCAUUGCAUUGCAUGCGUCCACCCCACCUUUCCAGGCCCGUUUAUUCGAAGAAUCCGACAGCGAUCUCAGCGCCAGCAGCGGGACCGGCAACGGCGUUGCUAGCGCGCCAGCCAACCGCAGCAGCAGCAGCAGCAGUACGAGAGGCAGCGGGCGGGGCAGUGGUGGUGGGAGUGGUGGUGGCAGUGGGGGUAUACCGGUUGACGGGCUGGCAAACGGGCAAGGGCAGACGAGUGGCGGCGGCGGCGGGGGAGGAGGGGGAGGGGGAGGAGGCGGAGGAAGGGGAGGGGGAGGAGGGGGAAUGUGGUCAGCAGCGUAUGCGCCGACAGUGGGAGUAGAGUGUCACCAUCACAGCAUCGCGCUGCCAGCCUCCCCCACCCCUGCCACCAUCGCCAUUACCUCCUGGGAACUCUCAGGCCGCCGCCAGUUCGCAUCGUUGCUGCCCUUUGUGUGCAACGAUGCGGCAGCGCUGCUCCUCUUCUUCGACCUCACUCGCCCCUCCACCCUCCGCAGCAUUCAGUCAUGGUACUUAGAAGCCCGGGCCCUCAACCAGUGUGCUCUCCCUGUGCUCGUGGGCACCAAGUUUGACCUCUUCUUGCUGCAACCACAGGAGACGCAGCACCGAGUUACCAAGCAGGCAAAGCUGUGUGCGAGGGCCAUGCGCGCCCCUCUCGUGCUCUGCUCUGUGCCGCACAGAGUGAACGUGCAUAGAGCCCUGCACAUCAUCCUCUCGCGCCUCUUCAGCCUUCCAGCACCACAUCAACCGUGCACCACCUCUGGGGAGCCCCUCCUCUUCCCAUGA
Molecule: messenger RNA, 1176 nt
Organism: Closterium sp. NIES-65
Lineage: Eukaryota; Viridiplantae; Streptophyta; Zygnematophyceae; Desmidiales; Closteriaceae
Source: the annotation of a GenBank genome assembly